AUGGUACUCACUAUCGAGCCCAAGAAUUGGUAUCGGGACGAGUAUUUAGUCUCAACCGAGCCCAAGCUCCUCCAGAUUGACGCCGUCAACGAGGCGAUGAGCUCUGAAAUGAUGUGGUGGGCGCAGGGUCUGCCGCGGGCGACGAUGAAGAAGGCUCUCCACAAUUCCUUGUGCCUCGGGCUAUACAAGCUCCCCGGGUCUACCUCCCAGAUCGCCGGCCAUGGCGCACCGGUGCAAGUGGGGCUUACGAGAGUAGUCACGGAUGAUGUGACCUUCGCGUACCUCACCGACGUGUACAUCCUGCCAGACUACCAGGGAAAGGGCCUGGGACGGUGGAUGAUGGAGUGCCUGAACGAGGUCAUCAAAGGCUGGGCGCAUCUGCGACGGUUCAUGUUCCUGACGUCCAACACGAUGGAUCUCUACCGCAAGACCCUCGGCGCGAAGGACUGGAACGAGUGCAAGACUGAGUGCAUUAUGAUCGGAUUGAUAGAAGGCCCUGCAGCGGGGCACCCGAAUCAUUGA
Messenger RNA from Anthostomella pinea, 522 nucleotides. NCBI's taxonomy places the organism in Eukaryota, Fungi, Ascomycota, Sordariomycetes, Xylariales, Xylariaceae. The record is from the annotation of a GenBank genome assembly.